Messenger RNA from Trichomonas vaginalis G3, 1627 nucleotides. RefSeq names its product DNA/RNA polymerase superfamily. Lineage: Eukaryota; Parabasalia; Trichomonadida; Trichomonadidae. The record is from RefSeq and is a predicted model, not a curated record. The transcript has a single exon. The annotation marks the transcript as partial.
AUGUUAAAUGUUAAUAUUGAUUUCUAUUAUUGUGAUCCUCAACCAGAAGACGUGGACAUAAAUAAGGUAGACUUUCCAUUAGUGGAAUCAAUAAUGAUAGAUCCAGAAUUUGAAACAGUAAAUAUUUUAUUAACACAGAGUCCAUGUGGAAAACUUCACGCUGACAGAAUAACAGACGUUGAAGCACUCACCGGCUAUAGAGUUUGUCCAUAUUGUAAAGAAGAAGUUUAUUCUAUCCGUGAUGAUCCAGAAAGGAAAAACCAAAGAAGAUUUUUAAAGCAUUGUGAGAAAUGUAAAGAAAAUAAUGGGAGAUUAAUUCAAGACGUUCAAUUGCAAAAGACACAGCAACCAUAUGCACCACAUAUUACGAAACAGAAGAUAUAUCAGUGGUUAUUAGCUCACAAUUUGCAGAAAUAUUAUAAACCGACAAGAUAUUAUAUUACUUUUGACUUUGAAACAUUAGAGACUAAAGAAGAAUUACAACUUUCUGAGUGUGCAACUUUGAACGCUUACUUAAAACCAUUCAUGGUAUCAUCAAUGGUUAAAUUAAAUGAUAAAACAUAUACGAGGAAUUUUUGCUUAACUUCGAGUGAUUCUUUUAUUUCUGAUUGGAUUGAGUUUUUAUUUUCAACCUGUUCAUUAGUUGCUAAAUCAAAUAUGAGUCAAUACAAUGAAUUAUUGAAGCCACAAACGGACUCUUUGAGUCCUGAAGGUCUUUCAGACCAAACGGCGGGGACUUUGUCUCAUACAUUAAAUGAAAAACAGAAGGAAACAUUUAAAGAACUUCUAGAUGAGGAAUUCAAUAAAGUGAAUAUCAUAGGUUUUAAUUCGGGAAAGUUUGAUUUAAAUUUAAUUCUUCGUGAUUUAAACACUGCAAAAUGGAAAAUAAAAUCAAUGCUGGGUUCAUCUUCACAAUUUAAGCAAAUCAUUGUAAAGAAAACAAACGCUCCAUAUGAAUUGAGAUUUAUUGACAUCAGAAAUUAUAUAGCGGGUGGGACAUUAGACCAAUUCACUCAAGAUUUCGGAAACAAUAAAUCACGUGUUAAAUCCUUUUUCCAUUAUCAAUUCAUCACAUGGGAAAAUUACGAAGAAGAAUUAUAUAAAGUGGAACCAUUCACUCAAGAAACUAUAUCAGAUAGUGAUUAUCAAAUAUAUCUCAAUGAUGCUAAAAACUUUAAGAAUAGAUUAGAAUAUUUUAUUCAUUAUUGCAAUAAAGAUGUUGAAAUUAUGAUUGACCCAAUUGAUAAAAUUAUUGAAGAAACAUUUGUUUAUAAAAUUGACGUGCUUCAUAAUCUUUCUUUAUCAUCGAAUGCUUCAAUGAUUCGUUACGCUUUAGCAUAUAAAGACUUUAAUCCUAAUGAAAAAUAUCCUGAGGAAGAGAUAGAAUCAAGUUUUGAAUUAACGAAAAAGUAUUGGAAAUAUAAAAUUGAAUCAUAUAAGAAACAAGAUGAAAAAGCAGAAAGGGAUACUAAAAAUAAUGUUUCAAUGGAUGAUUUUCAAUACUAUCACGAUUUAAUCCUUUCAUCUAAAUGCAAAAUGUGUGGUAAAGCGUUUACAUAUGCAAAUAAACCAACAUUGGAUAGAAUCGAUAAUGAAAAACCACAUACCAAAGAAAAUUGUCAGUUAA